Molecule: messenger RNA, 216 nt
Organism: Suillus subalutaceus
Lineage: Eukaryota; Fungi; Basidiomycota; Agaricomycetes; Boletales; Suillaceae
Exons: 1
Source: RefSeq, a predicted model, not a curated record
UGCCUCGCUAACCGGGACACAUGCACCAACAGCGCCAAAGAACAUAGAACAUCGGACUGUAGCAAUAAAGACCCCUCCCACUGCAUCUCAUGUAACUCAAACGACCAUCCCAGCUGGAGUAGAAACUGCCCAGAAUUCAAUCGGCACUGCAUGGACCUCGAUACCAGGAACCAGGACAACACCCUACCCUACUUCCCGACAGACGAAAGCUGGACA